Molecule: messenger RNA, 15411 nt
Organism: Xyrichtys novacula (pearly razorfish)
Lineage: Eukaryota; Metazoa; Chordata; Actinopteri; Labriformes; Labridae
Source: the annotation of a GenBank genome assembly
GCAGUCGCUCACUCCGGGUCCCUGUAAAGAUGUCUGAGCAGGCGGGGAGGGAGCGGAGCGGAGGACUCGAAACAAACGGACAAAACCCACGACUCUCCGCAACUUAACCGGUCAAGGUAAGGGCAGACGGCCCCGUACAGCCGCACUGAGGGUACCGACGUGCGGCGGAAAAUUUCAGUCUUCAGAAAAACCGGAGUAACGGCACGCAAAGUGGCUGAGUUUGUAAUAAAAGGCAGAAUUACUGUGCAGGGCGCGCAGCGCUGUGGCAGGGGCGUGUCCGCCAUCUUGUCUGAGAAGUGGCGCCUAAACAGCAGCUGUCGCUCUGUGAGCUUUCAGAGCCGAACGCGCUAAAUGGUGCGAUCUAACGGUGUUUUAAGACGGGUCGAUUCGAUUUUUAUGGAUUUCAGUCACUCUAGGCUAGAUUGGUCUCGCUCUGGAUGGGUACAGUGAGCCGCUGUGUCCACGUCUUCUGCUCGAGCUCAGGAGGAGCAGCCGCAGCUUUUUGUUGUCCUCCCCCCUUACCUCCCCCUGCUCUUCUCCUCCUCCGUGUUUGUUUGGAAAGCCUGUCAGGCGCAUGCGUGUAACCAUAGCGCUCGUUUCUGCGUAUGUCAAAGAAAAAGUAGAAAUGACUAAUUGUAACCACAUAUCGCUUUCUUCUCAUUUGUCAAACACAUACACAGAGCCUUGUUGCCAAUUUGUCAGUUUUAUGACACCAGAACUCAUACAUCGGUCUAUUUGCCGCCAUCUGCCUUCAAACCGCCACAUUCAGACGGUCUGUUACGAGCAGAUCGGCCCGGACCUCCGUGUUGUCACCGAGCUGAUAGAAAAACAGUUUAUGUUUUCAGUCUCCUUCGACUGGACGGGCUGAACAGUCUGUAUGAAUAAAGGCUGCGUUUAUCGAUCAUGUUUAAGCGACAGUUUUACUGUUGGGCUGCCUCAAUCUCAGUCAUGAUUGACUCGGCUGCUCAUAGUAUUAUGGUUUGUUUCACAUAAUGUCACCAAAAUAGCGAAACGCGUCGGUCACUCAGGUCACCGAAAAAGAAACAGAAAAUAACCCUGGAAAACUGAAACAAGAUAAUAUUUGUAUUUUUAUCAACUGCUCUUUUGAUUUCCUCUCAAUAAACACACAGAUAAGACUGUUCGGGUUGUAGCUCAGUUUUUCCAGGACCGUAACGACUUAAUAAUCAUGCUGUACAGAUAAACGUGUUUAAGUCCAUCAGUGAACAAAACAACUACUUAAAUUAAAUGUUGUAUUGAGGUUAUAACAACUCACUCAACUUCUGAUUUACAAAAUACCUAUUUAACCCUCGGUGUUGCUGAAGAAAGUCUGUUUGAUCUCCUGUCAAGCACAAUCAAGUGAUUAUUUCUACCUUUUGUGAUGAGUGCCUGAUAGUUUUAUCUGUAGUCUGAAAACCAUGCUAGUUACAUGCAAGGUAUUGUAGAUCUCAGACUGCAUCUGUAAUUGUAUUGGCUGAUGAAUCUUCGGAAAAAUAAUACAAUUCUGGUUAUUUUAUAUCUCAUUCACUUAUUCUAUACAGUUACAAACAGCUCAAAAUAGUAAAAAUGUUUAUUGUUAAGUAUUAAACUUAUUGGAAAAUAGAUCAAUUUGUUUGAAGAAAAAGAUAUUGAUGAUCAAACAUUCUUACUCCAAUGUCAUUAUCUAUGAUUUCUUGUUUUUUAUAUUAGCAAACUUGACUUUAAAAAGGGCCAUUACAAAUUAAUAAGCAGGGUCUUUGGAAAAACAGUAACAUACUUUUGAGGUCCUAAGUGUAAUGGCAAGUCAAACAUCUAAGUUGUGACUUUAUUGAUCGGCAUAACUUUGAAAAAAGACUGAAAAUAUCAACUCAAGAGGGUUUAAAUAAGUGUCUUCAAAGUCUGCCUUCAUCAAACUGGACAAACCACCCCAUCUUGUGAUCAGGGGUGUCAUGAACUGACAGCGUUUAACCUUUGCACAUUAACUAUGUUAGCUGAGUCCUCUUUUAAAAUGUAUUUAUCUGUGGUAAUUUUUGUGUCAUAUAGGGCUGCAAUUAAACAUGGGAUUAUAUUGAAGUUUUUUCCCCCCAUUUUUCGUUUUAUUUUUUAACUUACUCGGGUCAUAAUCACAUGGAAUGAAGCACAAACAGAAUAUAUAUUACAGAUAACAUAAUAAAGUGUAUGGUGUAGCUGUAGUACAACAAAUAUAUCUGUAGCAACCGAAGGACAUUCCUUAACAAAGAGACCCAAUUUAUGAACGACUAAAUGCCUAUCUGAUUUCAGGAACAAACUGAAUAUAUACACAGUCUAAUUGAUAGUCAGGGAGAUACAUUUCUCUCUAGCCCAUAAUGCUCACAUUGUUACAUUCAAACAAAAUAUGGAACUCAACACCCAUACAAUUUUAUCAGCGAGGUUACACAUCCUCUGGUGUCUGUCCAGUCCUUAAAUACCACCAGGUGACCUCAGGGAUCCUGCUGUUUGUUCACGCUUAGAUUACAGACUGCCUCUCUAUACUUUUUGUUCUUGUUUAUCAAAUAUUUUUCCAGUUUUAACAAAUUAUUAAAUUCUACAUAAAAAAGUCACAUAAUGUCAAAUUUCUACAUUCACUUUGGCAUUUUUUGCAUGAAUUGAUCUUUAAAAUAAGCCACUCAGCGCAGUUACACUGUUGUGAUCCAAGGGUAGGGCAGGGAAAACUGACAUUUGUCUAACCAGUUCUUUUAGAUGAUCAUAAAAUGUGUCCUAACUGCGAUUGGUAUGCUAAUUUAUUGAUACAUUUGGUGGAAAUUAUGGGACACACGUGCUCUGAGACAAAGAUGAGAGGUUGUUUUGUUAUCCUAGCUCUACUUGAGCCAGGAAACUAUGUUCAUUUUUAAGUUCCAUUUUGUUGUAGCUCCCUUUUAUAGACAUAUUCAUAUGAAACACCAAUGAGAUGUAACGAUGUUAGUGAUUUUGUGAGGAUUCCAGUGACAGAGACAGACCCAUGAUUAAAUGGCCGCCUGUUGGGACUCAGCCCAGAUGUAGGUCCCAGAUGUGCUUGGUUGGUCAGAUUUUACAAAAUGCAGAUCAACAGCAUGGUCUUAUGCAUGCUUCCCCACCAGCCUUCGGUACUUUUACAGUCAAUAUGAGGAUAAGAGUGUGAUGUGAUGUUUGACUUCUCUCGUUCACGGUUAUAUAUUUGAAAAAAAAAACCUGUCCAAACAGUUUUGUGUCUUUGAAAAUGUUCACUAAUUUUAUGUCAAAAGUACUAAUGUAUCUUCCUGUGCAGGCAGGUCGAUGUCAUUCUGACGCGCAGGUGAGAUGUCCAACGACAGCCAGGGAUCGGUGAAGGGGGAGGCGGCUGUUAUGCCUUCUCCCUCAGUGCCUGCCUCCUCCCAGGGACCCCCUCUUUCUCCGUCCACCACAUCCAAACCACCUGAGCUCCCAGGUACACCUGUCUGUCUCUCACCUGUCUCUGUUCUUUCUUUCUGACUUAGUCCAGAUCUGUCUGUCUCUCUUACCUGUCUGCCUCUUUCACCUGUCUGUCUCGCAGAUGAACUGGUCCAGGCAGGAUGGUCUAAGUGCUGGUCACGGAGAGAGAAUCGACCAUAUUAUUUCAACAGAUUCACCAAUCAGAGUCUGUGGGAGGUGCCAGUGCUGGGUCAACAUGAUGUCAUUGUAAGUACCCUCACUAUUUCCUUUUAUCAAACUCCUGACUCAGAACUUCAUCAAAAAACUUUGUGUUUACAUCUUCAGGUAUAGUGUGAAAAUGUAUACAGUCAGCUGUUAUCUAAAAGAGACCUGUUUGUUUUUUAACACUCACAUCUAAUAUUAAAAUUUUAAGUGUCCAUACAAAGUCUUGGAAAAAAUUUCAAAACAUGAUAAACUUGAAGGAUGGUAAAGUUCCCCUAUAUUUCUGGCUUCCCUGAAGGGUUUGUUUUGAAAACUUUGCAAGGCCUGCUCUAAAAUCCAUCUGUUGGUCUAGAUUUGAGUCUCAGCAGCUACUGAUACCUGGAGCUGCUCAUCUAUAAAGAUCCGCAUGAAGCUCAAAAACACAACCCAGGAGAUUUAAUGGCAAACAUAAAAUGGGGAGAAAAAGGUCAUCCUGUUGCGUGAAUGGUGACGUCUAACACAUGCUGCGGGACUUUUCAAAGCGCCGUUCAUUCAGAAUGCUGUUAAUUCUGCAGUUAACUCUGCAAAGUCGGCAGAAAUCGUUUAUAUCUGAUGUCUUCUGCGGAUAUAAACGAUUUCUGCCGACUUUGCAAAGUCAACUGCAGAAUUAACGGCGUUCUGAAUGAACGGCGCUUUGAAAAGUCCCGCAGCAUGUGUUAGACGUCACCAUCUACAUAUGGACCAAUCAGGGGCUGCCUUUCCCUGUUGUCCGGGGAACAGUGGAAACACAGUCACUGAUUGGCCCGGUUAUUUUCUGAUCGCUAAUACACGCUCCCAAUGGGCUGAAGUCCAGACUGUUGGGAUGGGCCAGCCAGGCUAAGAAAAAGGCACAACAUUGGGGUUGUGUCAUGACUGCAAAGCAAAAGUUGAUAGAGAGGUUACACACUCCCCAAAAGUUUGUGGGCUGCAAGUCAUGCAAAGACUGACAUUAUUAAAAGUGAAAGUGAUUAUGACAUGUCUCAUUUUUUGAGAUGAGACCCAGAACUUAACUGUUUUUUUCUGUUUUUUAAGUCUGAUCCUUUAGGCCUGAAUGCGGCUCCAGCAGAAGGCGGAGACAGUAACCUUGGUAAUGGUCAGAGGAAGAGGAGGAUCUCUGAAGAACAGGGGGCAGGGCCAAACAGCUUGAAACGAGCAAAGGUAAAACACGUUGAUGUUGUGAAUCAAGCGCACAACAAGAUUAGCAUUUCAGAGUUGACUUGAUAAACUGGCGACUUGGGUCCUGCAGAUUGUGGUGAACUGCUCUGAUCUGGUAAUGGUUUUCUUUGUGUUUGAUGUUCCCAGGUUGAGCCUACUACACCCAUCUCUCCUAGCACACCUGGAGUCAAACCGUGGAACUCUGCCCCUGAGGAAAAACAGGCUCAACCAGCAGUGCCCACCACCCCAACUCCAGCCCCUGCUCCCUACAGACCAGCUGUGUGAGUGCUGAGACCAAAUCAUAUCAGCAUCUGCAGCUUCUCUUUUGAUUGCUGGAUAAUGGACCUGCCUGGAGGUCGUUCAAGUUGUGUAUUGUUUUUGUCGUUUUUAGUAUUUACUGGGAUUUAGAUGUGCAGACCAACGCUGUAAUCAGAGAGCACGCUCCGGCAAAUCACCUGCCCCCCCACCCUGAGAUCGAACUUCAGAGAGCUCAGCUGGUCACCAAACUUAGGCAACACUACCAUGAACUGUGCCACCAGAGAGAAGGUACGUUGAAGGGAUUAGUAUUACAGUGAUUUUCAGUCAUAAUGAAGUUGGUCUGCAUGAAAUGGAUGUGGACUGGGCUUAGAGUCUGAUCUGUUUUUAAAUGUCAUUAAAAACAGCAAUUCUGACAUCUCUCUCUUUCUAGAUUGGGCCUAGUCAGUACAGUCUUGUUCUGCUGAUUGUAGCUCUGAUAUAUUUUUCAACAAGGCAGCACAACUGGACAAAACAUCUAUUAAUGAUGCCAAGUCAAGCUGUCUCACACUACAUAUCAAUCUACACUUUCUGAAUGAUUUAAAACUUUGUCAGACUCAUGUUCAGACCUCAGAUCAUUAAGAAAACAUUAAGAGUUCAAGUAAAUGAAGAAACAUGAAGUGAAGAGGGAAUUUGGGUCUAUGACAUGUGACUUAUUGUAGUUUUUACAAUGAUUUGUAGGCACCAGUUUUCUAUGACAAGAAGGUUAAGUUGUAAACAUAUUUUCAGACAAGAUGAUUUAACAUAGUGAGGUAUUCCUUUUUCCUACUGAGUAUGUAACCACCAGGAUAGAUACUUCUCUUUCAAGAUUACAGUGAAACUGACCGAGAAAGUUUGACCAGAAUUUUCAGAGAAAAAUUAAGACAAACUAAUUUAAAACUUCUUGGUCUUGGAGGUCAGACACAUGUCGGUCACUUGACUAUCGAAAGAUCUGAAAUGUGUUGAUAAUGUCCGAUAGACGUCCAGGUGCUGCAUGUGUCUUAGAUAAGUUUGUGACUGUUUCUGUUUGUCUUCCUGUGUUGGGUUCAGGUAUCGAUCCACCACGAGAGUCUUUCAACCGCUGGCUGCUAGAGAGGAAAGUGAUUGACAAAGGUCAUGAUCCCUUGCUGCCGAGCGACUGUGAACCUGUAAUCUCCCCGUCCAUGUUCAGAGAGAUCAUGAAUGACAUUCCCAUCAGGUUUGUGACUAUUCCUGGAAAUUAAAUUCAAAACUUUCAUAGUGUGUUAAUCAAAAUGUGUCAACUUAACAUUGAAUUUGAUGUUAUAAAAGAGGGUAAGGCUUCAUUGUUUGUUUUAUGUGUUGAUGAUGUGUUUAUAUCUGUGUGCGUGUGUCUUAGGUUGUCACGUAUCAAGUACAAAGAAGAGGCCCGGAAGCUUCUGUUUAAAUACGCUGAAGCAGCCAAGAAGAUGAUCGACUCCAGGUGAGUGAGAAACAAAUGAUUUAGAGUUUUAUCCUGUCACAGUCAUUAUCAUCAGGUGGUGACAAAGUUGUGUUGUCAAAGCCCUGAUGUUUGACCUCUGACGUGUAGAAACGCAAGUCCAGAGAGCAGGAAGGUGGUGAAGUGGAACGCUGAGGACACCAUGAGCUGGCUGCGUCGGGAUCAUUCUGCCAGCAAAGAGGACUACAUGGUAACCUUUGACCUUUAACCUCCUCUUGUAUGUUUGUUGUUUGCAUUCUCCUUGGCAUGUUCAAUAUGUCUAUCUAUGGAGGACCACUGUAAUGUCAACAUGUUGUGCUAUAGUACGCUGUUAUGCAGCCACAGGCAAUGAGAAGAGCAGGAGGACCUUCUAGUCUGAUUAUAAAUGAUAUAAUUAUGAUCCUAACAUCAAUCAGAAUAAUGUGAUUUGUUAUUUUGGCCUUAAUCGACCAGCCCUACUGUAGAUAAUGUGAGGCUGGGUCUUAACAACCUCAUGGCACAGUAUGACACCUAUCGGAAAUGGUUAUGAUACUUAUUAUUAUUAAACAAUAUAUUUAUUGAACUUUCACACAUACAAGUAUACAAAAAAAGCCAUCAAAAACAUGGACAGUUGGACAAUGAAAAUGCGUAGUCGUCUCUAUAAAAAGAACAUACUUCGAGUUGUUUAGACAACUAUCAAUAACAACAUAAGUAAAUAGAAAGUAAAAGAUAAAAAAAGGACAGGGUGACAUGAGACAAAACAGAAAUAAAUAAAAAAAUAAAAUACACAUAUACUCUGCACAUCACAUUAGCGUCAGCGCCCCAACAUCCAAGAAAGUCCAAUAGGGGUCUCCAAAUCUUUUCAAAUUCACUUGCUUUCCCUCUGAUGAUAUAUGUUAAUCUCUCUAGUACAUCACAGGUAGCCAUCUCUUUCACCCAAACAUUUAUCGAAGGUACAUCCAUUUUCUUCCAAGAUAAGGCGAUUAUUCUCCUGGCCUGCAGGAGUCCAAAGUUAAUUAAAGUAAUCUGCCUUGAGUUAACAAUAAAAUCAUUUGGAUAUACACCUAGUAUACACAAUUUUGCUUAGAGCACUUGGGUUAUGAUACUUAUUGCAAUGUUUUCCUAUAUUCUACAGCCCUCAUUCAAAAAAAAAGUUGUGAGGCUAUGUAAAAUUUGAAUUCAAACUUAUUUUAAUGCUUUUUAGAACAUUCAAUUAAGUUCACAGUUCAUCUCUACCUCCACAAAUGCAGGUUAAAGCUCAACCCUGCUAAGAGGAGACCACAUCUAAGCGUGAUCCAGAAAUGCUGAUUACUCUGUGCUCUCUGUCAGUCUGCAUCACACUAGUAUAACUUGUUCAUCCCGGCGGGACAAUUGAAAAAAGUAUCAAAAACUUCUCUAAUUGGUGGAAAACCCUGUGUCAUAGUUGUCACAUUUUACCAACAUGUUCAAUGUCUUUAUGUGUAGGACCGUUUGGAACACCUCAGGCAGCAGUGUGGUCCUCAUGUCACCGCCGUUGCCAAAGACUCUGUGGAGGGAAUCUGCUCAAAGAUUUACCAGCUCUCGGCAGAGUACAGCCGCCGCCUCAGGCAGACACACCUGAGUCUGCUGCAGGACCCCCCAACAGGUUGAUACACCUGAUCCUUCUCCAGACCCUCUUGGGCUUUCAUCUGUCUGUUGCAUAUUGCAAACGUGUGUUUUUGUGUGUGUGUGGUUUCAGAGGCAAGUGCGUCCCCCCAGCAGUCCAGGUUGGUCUACUGUUACCCUGUGCGUCUGGCGAUCCCCUCGCCGCCCCUGCCUCGAGUCGAGCUGCACUUUGAGAACGACGUGGCCUGUCUGCGUUUCAGAGGGGAGAUGGUCAAAGUCAACAGAGGUCACUUCAGCAAACUGGUCAGUAUUGGAGACGGGGAGGGCCAGGGGUGGAAGGGAAAACGGGUUCACUCUAGUAUUUGUCUGUCAUUUUUAGAGUAUCAAAUUAUCUUGAUAACAAAGUUGAUGCAGAAAAAACAGUUCCUGGUGCACAUUUGUAAAAUAUAAAAAUGCAAGACUGGUCAGGUUUGUCCACAAAAGCAGAGGGACAGCAGAUUUAAACUUUUUUAAGAUGAUCUAGCCUGUCUCUGUUUGUGUCUCACUGUCUCGCUCUAUGUCUUUGCAUGUGUGCAGGAGCUGCUCUACAGAUACAGCUGCAUAGACGAUCCUCGCUUUGAGAAGUUCCUGUCCAGAGUCUGGUGCCUCCUCAAGAGAUACCAGGUUAGCUUUCUCUUUGUGAACCAGUCAGUGCUCACCUGACCUCACCUAGUAAUCUGUGUCCAGUGAUGACUGAAUGGACGACUGUCUGUGUGUGUCCAGGUGAUGUUCGGCAGCGGUGCUAACGAGGGGACGGGUCUGCAGGGGGCGCUGCCUGUGCCUGUGUUCGAAGCGUUGAACCGACAGUUUGGAGUUUCCUUUGAGUGCUUCGCCUCGCCUCUCAACUGCUACUUCAAACAGUUUAGCUCCGCCUUCCCCGACAUUGACUGCUUCUUUGGAUCCAGAGGGUGAGAGUGAUGUUAAACACGUCCAUAACUCUCAGGCAGCACCAUACAACUGUGGAGUAUUAAAUUGAAAUUAAUAACUCAGUGUGCACUGCAAUGAUAGGGUCAUUUUAAAACAGAUAACUCAGCAUAGAGUAUCACACUGGAGGAAUUCAAUUAUACCUUUGCUUGAGUAGUAUUAUUACAGAAGAAUACCUUGACAUGAUUAUCAACACAGUGUGCAGAGUUAGUGUUGUUGAAAUUGUUCAUUUUAUGCCAGUUUUUUUUUUUUUCAUCACAGAGUGCAGUAUUAGUGUAUUACUAAAACAGAUUUUUUGUUUUCAGGCCGUUCCUGUCUUUCUCUCCGGUCAGCGGUUCAUUUGAAGCCAACCCUCCUUUCUGUGAAGAGCUAAUGGACGCCAUGGUGACGCACUUUGAGGUCAGUCCAGUGCAUUGUGUUUCUACUCAAUCUUUACAAGAUUGUUCCUUGUUUUAACCAGUCUACGCCAAUAUGUAGUAUCUAGUGACUGCCAACCCUCAUCACCGAACAAUUCAGACUCUUGAAGUGCUUGAAACAGCGACAUGGAGAGCCAAGUGGGCACUGAAAGCUGGCCUAAGAUGUUUCCUUUAAAGUCAUGAACAAUGGGCCCUUUAUUGACGACAAAACUAUGAAAUAUGCAACUUUAUGUUUUAGCUGCUUCCCCACUGAUAAGAACUUUGACACAGCAUGUGGUUGUUACUUUUUGCACAGCUUUGGAGUCUUGAAACAACCUGGAAGUUACAUGUUUGAGGCUUGCUGUCAGUAUCUACUUGGAGCUCCAUUGAGCUACUUUGGCAUAUAUUGGCUAUUAUUCUUGUAAUGUUUUUUCCAGCUUAUGUCUCUAAGCUUGGUGAAGGUCAUUGUUGAUACACAGCUCCAGGUGUCAGAAACAGAUGAAACUCAAAUCCAGCUCUUAUUGUCCUUUGUUAACUAAGGAGUUAUCAUUGAGGUGGAGAUCACAAUCAGCUAGCAUGUUGUCACAAAAACAUAAAAACUUCACACACUAAGUUUACUCUUCAUAAUAAAAGAAUUGAUUUAUUGCAUUGAUCCGACUGACUUAAAAAAAAAAGUGAAUUAGUCGUACUAAAAUCCCACUAAAUCAAACUUGACCAAAAGUGAAAAAACCACAAGGCUGCCCAAUAGUAAAACAAAACUAAACAAAAAAAAGUGUAGCAGAAAAUAGUGGACGUGUUUUCAUCGUAUAAUGUCUAUGUAGUGUCUCGUUCAUGCAUUUUGUCAGAGAAAAUAGUUGUGACUUUUAGUGAAAUGAAAGUUUUAAAACACAAACUUGUGGCUCAGGGAACCUAAAAAACACAGCCUGUGAUUACACCCGCAUCUGUGUAUUUCAUGUUAUGGAUCUUUGCCACAGUUUACUAUGGACAUCCAAACCUGGAACAUUGUAUAUGUGUAUUAAAGUGUGAAGAGGCAUAAUAUGCCUGAGUGUAACCCCAGAACUUAAAAAAACCAUUGUGAAAAGGUUUUUAAGAGAAUCCCUGUCAUAACCAGGUCUGAAAUGUACCAACAUUGACAUCAUUGGCAAAAUGGAAAGAGUCAAAAGUCAGGCUGUGUCAGGUCUGUACUUGUAUUUUGAACUCCCACUGAACCUCAUAAACAAAGACAAUAACUCUCUGGGAUGUGGACUCCUCUGCACAGAUCUGCACUAUAUGAAGAUAUCGCCAUAAUCAUCUGUCUGUGUUUCUCAGGAGCUUUUAGAGAAGUCCUCAGAGCCACUGUCCUUCAUCGUCUUCGUCCCUGAGUGGCGUGACCCCCCAACCCCAGCCCUGACCCGCAUGGAAGGAAGCAAAUUCCUUCGACACCAAAUGAGCGUCCCAGCAUACGAACAUGAGUAUCGCUCUGGGAGCCAACACAUCUGCAAGAGGUACUGACACUGAGAGGUCUCCUAUGAUUGACACAUGGAGUGACAAAACAGUCCUACAUCAUCACCCUGUCUGUCUGUGUUUGUGUCUGUCUUUCUGUCUGUCUGUGUUUCAGAGAGGAGAUGUACUACAGGGCCGUUCAUGGUACUGCAGUACUCUUCCUGCAGAAUGACGCCGGCUUUGCAAAGUGGGGUCCAACUCCGGAGCGUUUGGCAGAGCUGAUGGCCGCAUAUCGCCCCUCACCGUCCCGCCCAUCCUCCAUGUCCUCUCCUGGUCCAGCCCAUACUACCCCUGGAGACAGAGACUCCACCCCCAAGGCCUCUGACAGGACACCAAGUGGAGUGAUCUCACCUGGUGUCCAUGACAACAAUAACAACAACAAUGGCAACAAUAACACCAACAGCAGUAGCAGCAGCAGCAGCAGCAGCAGUAGCAACAGUCCUCUAGAGAAGAUGGCUGCUGUGUAGUGGGGCGGGGCUUAAACUGAAACCACACCCCUUAACCUGUCAGAACAUUGUGUGUCUCUGUUUUACAGCAUUAGUUUGUUCUGAUUGUCGUCUUGUCUGUCCAAAAUGUCCCUCACCAGCACCUGUAGCACACCCCAGCUUCUGUCUGCAUACAUACCUACAGCACCGUUCUGCCAUCAAGAGGUCCUCUAAAAACCCGAUUUCAUCAUUUGUGUGGUCUGCUAUUCCCGUUGACCCUAUGUCCACCCUCACAUCAGCUCUUCUGAUGGGUUAAUGCUCUGGCAUCACAGCAACUGGAGCUUGGGUUUCACCUGCAGCUGAUCCAACUCCAGGUGUGGCUCCUGUUGCUUAGCAACAAGCAAGACGGUCGGAAACUUAAUGAAGCAAAUCAGCAAGCAACAAAAAGUUGGCGCUCCAGCAAUAAAAACCUCUCAAUUCACCUGUGAUGUCAUCUGUGACAUCACUAGUCCUCUGGGUCACUGGAGGGCUUCUGAUUGGUCCCCAUACCGACAGGGCCUGGUGAUUGGUUGAUAUGGCAGCUAUUGUUUCUAUUGGACUCGUUGUUCUUUGUUGCGCUGGACAGAAGUUAAUGGCAUCCCUCCGAAGGCCUGCCUCCUUAGGAUACUGCGGUCAAUCAGUGAGGAUCAACCUCAUCAGUAUGUGAUGGAUUGUGGGAAACUGAAGCUUUGGCCAGCAGCAGCAGCAGGAGGAGGAGGAGCCUUUACAGUAAAUUCAGAUAGACUGAAAAAAGAAGGCAAAGUCAAACCUGGGGCUCAGACUGGUCAGCGGGGACAGAUGCCUCAGAUGUCCAUUUAGACUCUGUUGUGUGAUCAUGAGACAGGAUUCUGAGGGAUACUACAUUGUUUUUAAGACAAGUAUGUGGCAGCAGGUAGAGCUAUUGGAUCCUUUAUGAAUGGCAGAGGUGUGAAGUGUGACACAUCUUCAGAGAGUGAGAUUGUUUCUGUGGGCCCUUGUGUUUAUUCUUUUUGCCAAUCUCUUUAAAUGUGUGAAACUGACAAAAUAGAGCCACACCUGCUAAUAUUAACAACAGGUCUGCUAAAAACUCAGAUGGUCUCUAGUUUUAGCUGAAAAUGAAUCAGACUUAAAUAAUACCCAUGUUUAAAGAUGAGAGAAGACCACGAGAGACCAGUCUGAUUAAUUCUUUAUGGUUAUUUUAUAUACCACUAAUACCUGUUGCAGGCUGGGUGUCAGAGGAGGCAUUUGGUAGCAUGUUGCAGAAACAACCAUUUUGAUCCUUUUCUCCACAAAGAUCAAAUACAUAUCAGAAAAAAUUAACAGGUAGUAAAUUAAUGUCAGAAAACAAUAUACAGUGGAAACUUUCCACUGUGGGAAUGGGUGUGAAAUUCAGCACAACCUUGAGGUUUCUCACUGAAGAUUUAUCUCAUGCUACUUUUAUGCAUAAUGAAUGAUAAUAGUUAGUUAAAAAAAUUUAAUUGUGACAUUAAAGUCAAAAUUCUGAUUUAUUUUUCUCCACAUCUUGAGUUUUUGGUCAAAUUCUUUUUUUUUCUUAGUACUGUGUUUAAAUUCCAAAUCUUUUUGAUUCAAAAUUGGAUUUUGAGAUUAAAUUCGGAAUUCAGAGAUUAAAGUCAGGUUUUGACUUUUUGACUAUAAAUUAUCUCAGAAGUCUUUUUUUGUGUUCAUUCAGUCUAAGUAAUAUUCUUCAAUCAUAUUCGUACACUUCUCUUAUAAUGUGAUUUUCUGCAGUAACCAACUUAAAAUGAGAUUAAAAAUGGAAAAGCUGCUGGAGAAGCUAGCAUCUUGACACACUUCUUAACUUGACUCCAGCUGCUAAUCUGCUGCUCUCUGAUUGGUUGAUAAGUCAUCCAAUCAGGCAUCUGUCUCCGCCUGACACCAGUUUCCGCCCCAGCAUGUAGAUACUGUACAGUUUAACUGAUAUGAAGUCUGUUGAUGUUAUUUUCCUCAUCUGCUGUUAAAUUGAUUGAAAAACAAAUGAAAUUGUUUUUUUUUAUUUGAUUUAAUUUAACAAUUUUUUUUUAAAGAUUGAGAUCUGUUCUCUGUAUUAUACAGCUUAUGAUAGUUUGUUUUAAACUAAACCAAAGUGUUAUUAAGAAAAUCUAUAUCUUGUAUGUAAAAGUAGAAGUGUGUAUGCAUCAGUAAUGCUGAAGUCUAACCAGCAGAAUACUCCUCCAUGAUAUUUUUAUAAUUUUCAGCUGAUUCUGUAUGUGACCUUUCUUUUUUUAUGUUUCUCUUUUUGUUAUUUGGGAUUUCUUUUGCAUGAAACCUUUUGGACUCUUGAUGAUGUUCUUGUUCCCUUCUCUUGAUGUUCUUGUUUUUAAAGCCAAGACUCCGGGCUGAGCAGUGUCACUUUGUCUCAUGAACGUAUACCAAUCUUUUAAAAACUGUUGAGUUGUGGUCAAACAUUUUCCCCCUGAUCUCGGCCUUAGUGCUAAGCCAUGCAAACGUAAGGUAGUUUUUCUCAAAUAUUUAUACUGUCCAAAAGUUUUACUUUCUGUAAACCACUUAAAGUUGACCAAAGAAAACCAAAUCAUAGACAUCUAUUAGAAUUAUGGGAUUCCUAUCUAACUAAAGCUUAAGUACUUAUAAAUAGUUGGUAUGAUCAAUACAUCCAUGCCUUUGCAAUUUUGCCUUAAAGUAAGGGCUUAUAUUGACAUUACAGUGUAGUUUUUUUGACACUUGUGUGUGAGGAACUGCUUUACAGUCAUCCAGCCCUAUCCAGUCUUUAGCUGGUCAUGAAACAGGGAAUCAAAACUGAUUCUUCUGUAAGAUUUUAAAAAAGCAAACAAGACCAUCAGUUAGACUGAUGCUGCUCUAUUGUUAAUAUUCAAUCGUGGUUUGGGGAAAAUGUCAGACUGCAGGAUUAACAGCUCGCUGUAGAAACAACAGUAUCUGAGGGGCAUGGGUGAGUCAACCCUUGUUUGUCUGCUCCAGAAUAACUCAUCAAGGAAGCAAAUAACUAAUAUUCUCAUUGAUUAAAUCUUAAAAUGUGAGCAUUGUGUUGGGUUCAAGUUGUUGAGCAGUCAGUGACCUCCACCUGGGCUGCAGCUCUGGUAAACAGCUGUCCUAACACUGCGAUGCUCUACUACCAGGAUGUAAAUAAGCACAGAUGACACAUUGUUUCUUGUAGUGUGGUGUGGUUUGGUAGUAUUUUGAUCAAGAAAAUGGAUUUUAAGAUGUAAGUAGGCUGUAUCUGGUGAAACUGGCAUAUAGUCAGUCACGACCAGUGCAAAGAGAGUGUUGAUCUGAAAGGGGAACUGAAGGCUGAUGGUGCUUGCUCUGCUAAUGUCGGCCACAUUUGGCGAAGUUUAACAUUUCCAACUACAUGGUUCUACUUCUUGACAUCCACAGUGUUUUUUACAUACUUUCUCUGACAAAGAUUCUCAAAGUGUUGAAUUCAGUUAAAAGAAAUUAGAUGUCAUUGUUAAGAAAAGGUGAGCAGAUGAAUUUUUCUUUGGGAAGUCACUAAUCAAAAGUUAAGACAAAGUUAUCUCUAGUUUUAAUUGAUGUAAUACUGGAACUUUUUUUUUUUAAGGAUGUUUUCACCUCGUUCUAAAAUACUUUUCUGUAAUAACAGGAUACAGAUGUAAACCUUUAAAGGAAAGUUCUUAUAAUUGUGAGAUAUGAAAUACCUAAAGGUUCACUCUUUAAAAAGUGGAUGCAGACAUGGACAAGGUCAAAUAUCCUUUUUUAUAUAUCAAUGUUACUAUCUAUAAGCCUUACAGGAAUGGUAACUUCUCAUAACUCAAACUGAUGUAACAACACCUCCAAUCUUUUGUUGUUGCUCAAUUUGAUGUAAACUUGUUUCUCUAUUUUUGUUCAAACUUGUGACUUUUCUGGUGUCCCUCAGAUUUAAAGUCAUACAAUCAGAAAAAAAUAUGUUUUUGUUGUAAAACUUUGUACAUAUGAGAAGGGGUUUUGGAAAGAAAAUGUGGCGACACUGCUCAGCAGCGAAGGUGGCCAUGUUUGUGUUAAGGUCCUCACAGCUGGAGAAUGUAAAUACAGUCUGUCCGUCAUCCUGCCUGCAGACAAACUGCAGCUUCACUCUCCCAGUAAAAAUAUAUCCAACCCACACAAA